AUGACGAACGAGAAUGAGAAAAAAGAGGAGAAGGUGGACGAGAAGGAUCCGAUGGACGCAGUAAAAUUCAAGCCAGGCAAGCGUUUCGGUCCGUGGAUCAUAGACAAAACUCUAGAUGAAGGAGGCUUUGGUCAAGUGUAUCUUGUAAAAACGGACGAUGGAAAACGAGCUGCUCUAAAAGCGGAAUCAAAUGAAGUUGAGGGUGGAUCAGCGAUCAAAUUGGAAUCUCUAAUUCUCAAAAAACUAAACAAAAAUGGUCCGAAACCGCAUGUCCCACAACUGCACGUGGCUGCCAAACGAAAGAAGUACUGUUAUAUGGUCAUGACACUUUUGGGUGAAAAUUUAAAAUCGCUUCGAAUGAAACGACCCAAGGAGAGAUUGACACGUGGCACAUGGUCCAGAAUUGGGAUUCAAUGUCUGUAUGCAUUGAAGUAUAUGCACGACUGUGGAUUCGUUCAUCGGGAUAUCAAACCACAGAAUUUUAUGAUGGGAAACGAGGAUGAUAAGGAGAGAGCUAGAAUUGUGCAUAUUCUGGAUUUCGGAUUGGCUAGGUCAUUUGCUAGAUAUAGCGAGCACAACAAAUCCUGGACGGCUCGCCGUGCUCGUGGCUCUGCCGAGUUUCGUGGGACGCUUCGUUAUACAUCACCAAAUGUUCAUUUGAGAAAAGAACAAGGUCGUGUUGAUGAUAUUUGGUCUCUCCUAUAUGUGCUCAUUGAGCUCAAUGGAGGACUUCCAUGGCAAAAAGCUCAAAAACGAGAAGAAGUUGAAGCGAUGAAGAUGGCAAUGUCUGAUCAGGAUGUAAUGUUGAAUAUGCCCAGUUGUAUGGGAGGAGUCAUUCCACAUUUCAAAAAAUUAGAUUAUUAUCAGCGACCUGAUUAUCACCUCGUCUUCAAAGCUCUGUGGCAAGUGAUGCUCAACGAAGGUCAAAAACUAACUUCUCGAUUUGACUGGGAAACAAAGGAUCCAGAUCCCUCAAUUCCAGCCGCCGAUUGGGAGAAUCCAGAUGGACGGUUCUUCAAACAGGAUUCAAUUGGAAUCAAUGGACCACCACCGAACGAUAAGGCAGGCGCAAAUGAGUCGACAAUCCUGGAGACGGAAGCAAUCAAAAGUGAUAAAGGCAAAUCGGUGAUUAAGAAGUGA
Caenorhabditis briggsae is the source of this 1140-nucleotide messenger RNA. Lineage: Eukaryota; Metazoa; Nematoda; Chromadorea; Rhabditida; Rhabditidae. Gene Ontology annotation, molecular function: protein serine/threonine kinase activity; ATP binding. Gene Ontology annotation, cellular component: cytoplasm; nucleus. The record is from RefSeq and is a predicted model, not a curated record. The coding region runs from base 1 to 1140 and encodes 379 amino acids. Gene Ontology annotation, biological process: peptidyl-serine phosphorylation; signal transduction. The transcript is spliced from 5 exons.